This is a messenger RNA of Eruca vesicaria subsp. sativa (arugula), 714 nucleotides long. NCBI's taxonomy places the organism in Eukaryota, Viridiplantae, Streptophyta, Magnoliopsida, Brassicales, Brassicaceae. The record is from the annotation of a GenBank genome assembly.
AUGAGUCGAAUCGGUUUAGUGUUGUCCGAUCUAGUACUGUCUUUCAUGUGGAUAUGGUCAGGAGUUCUUGUCAACAUCUUAGUCCACGGAGUACUCAGGUUUAACCGCAAGGAUACGACUGGCGAGAUCGUUGGAUAUGCACUCUCUGUCAUCACCAUGUUCAUCUUCUCUUUCCUUCAGAAACUCACCAAAGGUGGACUUUAUAACCCUGUGGCCGCUUUGACUUCUGGAGUCUCUGGUGGCUUCAGCAGUUUCAUCUUCACCGUCCUGGUUCGAAUCCCCGCCGAGGUGAUAGGAUCGGUUCUUGCGGUUAAACAUAUCAUUCACAUUUUUCCUGAGAUUGGGAAAGGACCAAAGCUAAAUGUUGCAAUCCUUCAUGGUGCUUUAACGGAGGGGAUACUAACAUUUUUCAUAGUACUGAUCUCAAUGGGACUAUCAAGAAAGAUCCCUGGAAGUUUCUUCAUGAAGACUUGGAUUAGUAGUAUUGCUAAGUUAACUCUCCAUGUUCUUGGAGCUGAUCUAACCGGCGGAUGCAUGAAUCCAGCAGCGGUUAUGGGAUGGGCUUAUGCACGAGGUGAACAUAUAACAAAAGAGCAUUUACUUGUGUAUUGGCUUGGACCUGUGAUGGCUACUUUGCUAGCUGUUUGGUUCUUCAAUGUUGUGUUUAAGCCUCUUAGAAAAGAACAAGAGAAACCUAAGGCUAAAUCUGAAUGA